AAGUAGUGUUGGAUUGGGGAGGAAGAUGGGCCAUCUCAUUAUAUGAGACGGUCUCAUCUAAGACUAGCUAGAUAGAUACAAUAUGUCAUGAACAAAUUCCCAUUAAUAGGAAAAUUGAGAGCCACAAGACAGGCCCACAAGAUAAAAUCAUAAAAUAUCUAGUGUAAUCUAGUACAAAACUGAAGAAGAUGACAAUAGAAUCAAAGUUAGAAGAAAGAAAAAAAGCAACAAAUUGAAGAAGAUAAUAUAGCCCAAUAAUUCAAACCAUGUCUUCACCUUCAACUACUUUGAAUGUGUUUGAUACUGGAGUUUAUCCAACUUCCCUCCUCACCAUCAAAUCUGAUGAAGGGAUGAUCACAUCAUCUUCCCCACCAAAGCCUCUAUUGAUAGGAGCACCAUCUUCUUCAAAACCAGAAGCAGGAGCUGAAUUUCCAGUACUCUUUUUGCUUCAUGGUUUCAUUCUUUACAACCAUUUCUACUCUCAACUUAUUCUGCAUAUUGCUUCUCAUGGCUUCAUUGUUAUUGCUCCUCAGUUAUACACAAUUGCUGGACCAGAUUCAAGUGAAGAAAUUAAAGCAACAGCAACAAUCAUAGAAUGGGCAUCAAAACAUUUAAAAGAUGUACUUCCACCAAACAUACAACCAAACUUAAACAAGCUAGCAAUUUCAGGCCAUAGCAGAGGAGGCAAGGUAGCAUUUGGUAUAGCCUUAAAUAAACUUAUAAAAUCUCCAAUCAAAAUAUCAGCUUUAAUUGGUAUUGAUCCAGUUGAUGGAAUGGAUAAGGGUAAUCAAACACCCCCUCCAAUCUUAACUUACACUCCAAAAUCCUUCCAACUUGAUGGAAUGCCUGUUCUUAUAAUUGGUUCUGAAUUUGGUGAAAUGAAGAAGAACAUAUUGUUCCCUCCUUGUGCACCGAAAGGUGUAAAUCAUCGCGAUUUUUAUGACGAAACUCAAAAACCAUCUUGGUAUUUUGUUCUUAAAGAUCAUGGGCAUCUUGACAUGUUAGAUGAUGAUACAAAGGGUUUAAGGGGAAAGUGUACUUAUUGUUUGUGUAAGAAUGGUAAACAAAGAGAGCCCAUGAGAAAGUUUGUUGGAGGUUUGAUUGUUGCCUUUUUGAAUGCUUAUUUGAAUGGGGAUGAUAGUAAGCUUAUUGCUAUUAGAGAUGAAAAGGAAACUACUAUUCCUGUCAAGUUUUCUAAGGUUGAUGUUCGUCUCUGAUAAGAGUUUUUAAGGUCAGAACCUUAAUUUUAAAAGAAAACACUGAUUGUCUAUUGUAUUUUUUAUAUUAUGAGAAUUGAGAUACUUUUAUGUUGUUAUAGGUUUUGAAAUAUUGUUGAUAUAUGGUGAAUAUAAAAAGUAGUAAUUUUGUUGUAAUUA
Amaranthus tricolor (Joseph's coat) is the source of this 1376-nucleotide messenger RNA. RefSeq names its product chlorophyllase-2. Gene Ontology annotation, biological process: chlorophyll catabolic process. Gene Ontology annotation, molecular function: chlorophyllase activity. Lineage: Eukaryota; Viridiplantae; Streptophyta; Magnoliopsida; Caryophyllales; Amaranthaceae. The record is from RefSeq and is a predicted model, not a curated record. The coding region runs from base 267 to 1217 and encodes 316 amino acids. The transcript has 2 exons.